Molecule: messenger RNA, 1845 nt
Organism: Exophiala bonariae
Lineage: Eukaryota; Fungi; Ascomycota; Eurotiomycetes; Chaetothyriales; Herpotrichiellaceae
Exons: 1
Coding region: 1-1845 (614 amino acids)
Source: RefSeq, a predicted model, not a curated record
AUGCCCGCACACAGUCUCGACAGCCUCAUCAUUUCUCCUGCCGAUUUCGACCGAUAUAAUGGACAUCACAAAUUGGAAACCUUCGAACUUCCACGUUCUUCGAAGGAAGGGAAUGAUGAUUCUACUUCAACUAUUAUGACGACCCCUUGUAGUCGAUCAAUCAUUUCUCAAGAUAUCAUCCAAUGGCUCCGACAACCUGGAUGUCAUAAGAAAAAUCCAGACGACCCAAGUAUGAAGAUUUUAUUGAUACAAACCCACAACCAAUCAACAGUCAAGAAGAAUAGUCCUCCUUCGUUAUCUAUGACUCAACCUCAGAAGACAUUCGACCUUGGCCGACCUCAGACUACUGAACGAAAUGCUCAACUGGAAUUCAUCAAUGAUGUCUUUUCUGGAAUGGGCUUCCCUUUAGCGGCAUUUGGAGCUUAUAUAAAAGCACAUAUUACAUUCGUCUGUGUUCCUGCGACGUCGACAUCGAAAUUAUGCAAGACUGCAACUCAAACUACCGCUAAAACUUGUACGAAAUACUACUGUAGUGGUACGAGUUGGACGAUAACGUGGUCUCAUUGUCCUGCGUUGAAACAUACAGCCGCAGUAAUGUUUCACCGGGAAGGUGAUGGUGAUCAGCGAAGGGAAGAAGUACUCGCAGAUCUGAUAAGAUUACAAUCUCACCUUGCCCAUCCAAUGCUGCUGGGAUAUGUCAAGACGAAAGUCUCACUCCGCUUCACUUUCGAUAUGUUGGACGACAUGAAUCGAGAGACACUUGCACUUGAACAAGAAAUCGGAUUUCCCACUUGGAACUGGGUUCUUGAUAGAAUGAUUCCAGGAAGUGGAGUAGGAGAGACUCACGAUCAUGCCGUCGAAGGAUUCAAUGUCCUCGCUGGGAAGCUUACCAACAUCCGCUUCAGACUGAGAACAUUCCAACAACAAAUCAAGUUCAUUUCUAGAUGUAAUGCAAAAUACAGGCAAAGUCUCGAAGCAUCCUCGCCAUCUUCCACAAUUUCUUCUUCCCUAUCUCCAUUAUCCAAAGGUCAAAUCCACGACCCACUCCUCCGAGAAUGCGAAGAACUCGAUGCCUUUAUGGACGUGAUGUGGGACUACACAUUCGUGCACCUGUUCGACGCAGACUCACUGAGCGAACGAUUGCAUAACGCCAUGACGUCUGUCUUCCAACUAACCACGCAGCGCGACUCGCGCGCCAGCCUGGCAAUCGCCGACUUCAACAACGAACUCGCCCGGCAAGGCAAGAACACCAACACCUCAAUGAUGACCAUCGCAUUCGUGUCACUGCUCUUCCUCCCGGGCACAUUCGUCGCCUCGUUCUUCGACACUCCGAUCUUCAAUUUCCCCAUCCCUUCAUCCCCGGACAAAACCUCCCCACAGCCGAUCGUCGUCACGCAGCCUUUCUGGAUCUACUGGACCAUCAGCGGCAUGUUGACGCUGAUCCUCGGUGUCGGAUGGAUGAGCUAUCUGCGCCGGAGGAAGGCGUUGGAUAUGCGCGAGCGUGAAGGCGAGAGGAUCCGGUUCCGCGAGACGAUCGGGCGGAAGAACAAGAAUGGCCUUCCUCAGUUCUUUGACUCCUCGCCUACGUCUACUGUAUCAGAUCCGAAAUCAUUUCCAACGAGUUCUCCGCCGGACUAUCACACGUGGAAGUCUGGCUUCGAGCAGGCUCAGGUACAGGCUCCUCGAUAUAAUGUUCCGCAAGUCAUGGAUGGUGGUGGAGGUAGUGUUCAUGAGUCGUUCAAGCCAAGAUCCCCUCCCAGCAUGAGCGGCAUUUCACGGUCGGAUUCCUAUGGUCUGUAUGUCAGCCCUUCUAUGUGGUAUGGUGGUGGUCAGAUCACCAGGUAG